AUGUCUCAGGAAGGUUUCGAUAAACGAACCGACGUUGCGGAGUCCGUGGCAGCCCUUAUCGGGGAAACUCCAAUGGUGUACCUUAAGAAGAUGAACAAGACCGCAGCUCAAAUUGUUCUGAAACUUGAAUCUGAGAACCCUAUGGCAUCUGUUAAAGAUCGCCUUGCCUACGCCAUAUAUGACAAGGCGGAAAAGGAAGGGAAAAUUAUUCCCGGCAAGACUGUUAUUGUGGAAGCUACGAGUGGCAACACUGGCAUCGCAUUGGCCCACCUGGGGGCCGUCAAGGGCUACAAGGUCAUUAUCACCAUGCCGGAAUCUAUGUCAACGGAACGCAGGUGCUUGUUGCGUAUUUUCGGUGCCGAACUUAUUUUGACACCUGCCGCAUUGGGCAUGAAAGGCGCCGUGACCAUGGCAAAACGUAUCGUGAGCAACAACCCAGAUGCGAUACUUGCCGAUCAGUUCUGUACAAAGUACAACGCACAAAUCCAUGAAGAGACGACAGGACCUGAGAUUUGGCGGCAGACGAAGGGUCGGGUGGAUUGCUUUGUGGCCGGCGUGGGGACUGGCGGUUCGCUGACGGGUGUGGCGCGUUAUCUCCGCUCGGUUGGUUGCCAAGCCAAAAUUGUCGCGGUUGAACCCGCGGAAUCUCCAGUACUUUCUGGUGGAAAGCCCGGUCCACACCGUAUACAGGGCAUUGGAGCCGGGUUUGUCCCAGACGUUCUCGAACGUGAAUUGGUGGAAGAAGUGAUCCAAGUAACAAGUGAUGAGGCCGUAGAGACUGCAAAUAAGCUUCCACGUACAGAAGGCAUAUUUUGCGGAUUUUCUGGCGGUGCGAAUGUCUGCGCUGCCUUGCGGAUAGCCGAACGCCCAGAGAUGGCUGGCAAGACUAUUGUCACUCUCAUCCCAUCGUUUGGAGAACGCUAUUUAUCUACGGCACUCUAUCCAACUUUGCGGGAAGAAGUUGCCGCUCUACCCGUGGUUCCGGCGUCCGAACUUCAGUAA
Messenger RNA from Trypanosoma grayi, 1002 nucleotides. RefSeq names its product putative cysteine synthase. The transcript has a single exon. The record is from RefSeq and is a predicted model, not a curated record. NCBI's taxonomy places the organism in Eukaryota, Euglenozoa, Kinetoplastea, Trypanosomatida, Trypanosomatidae. Gene Ontology annotation, molecular function: cysteine synthase activity. Gene Ontology annotation, cellular component: cytoplasm. Bases 1 to 1002 code for a protein of 333 amino acids.